UCUAUUACUAUUUUUUUUGUCGUAAUUGUAAUUUGAUCGUCGAAUUGCAAAACCUAUUUGAUUAGCCGUUGAGGGUUCUUUAGCGAGAGCCCCAUGAAUGGCACGGGCUCAACAACGAUCGAAUUGAAAGUAUCCGCCAAUUGCGUCAAAUAAGAAAAAAAAAAAACUUUUUACUUUCUUGUGUAUGCGUGUGUGUGUCGGAGUGUGCUGCACACAGCGCAGCAUUCGGUUGAACUUUAAAUACAAAUACAGUCGAUUAAAACAUAGAAUUGUCCAACAAGCAAGUACAGUUGAAAAGAAAUUAUUUUUCAGAUGAAUUCGUAGUCCUUGGGCUCGUUCAUCUGACGAGAAGAGUUAUCAAUUUGUGUUUGUGCCUCGCAUUGCAAUUCUUAAUGCAGAGCAAGUCGCGCGCUCGUUGAAAAAAAAAAAAAAAAAAACGUACUUGCUACAUUUUUUUUCGUACGUCUUCGUACAUGAAAUCGGUAAUAUCACACAUAUGUAUAUGUUGUUUGUUGUGCAUGUGUGUAUGCGUGUAAGUGUGCGCUCCGCGUUGCGUUUUUUUGUUGAGAAUUCUAGCCGCUGAAGCGCUCCUGUGUGUUUGUGUGCGUCUGUGCGAGCGAGCGAGCAGAAAGGCAAUACCGACAUCAACCACAACAACAAAAGCAACAACCAAACUCUACAUACACAGUCGCAGCUCACACACUCUUGUCAUGUUGACACUCUUGCGGAUUCGGCCUGCACUUGCAUAGCGCUGCCGAUGCCCGAUGUAACCACUGGACAAGUAUUAGAAUAAGGACUAGGAUCAGACGACGCGGACAAAGCACCGACAACAACGACUUGGACUUGGAGUUAAGCAGCAGCAGUCGCAGCAGCAGCCGCAGCAGCAGCACUCUUGCUCUGCAGCAAGAUGCCACGCUUUCGGAACGAUGAGCUGGUGGAGACCCGGUACAAGGAUGGCGACAUUGUUUGGGUAAAGAUACACAAUUCGGAGACUUGGUGGCCCGGCGAGGUGACCUCCUCGCAAGACUUUCGCUACGUCAACAGCUCACGACGUCCAUUCGCAGUCGUCGAGUUCUUCAAUGAGCGAACUUUCGAACAGGCGAACACGGCAAAGGUGAUUUAUCCAUUUCAAUGCGAACACAAAUCGGAAUUCAUCAAAAUGGGCAACAAAAAAUCCGUGGCCCAGGAAAUGAGGGACAAGUUCAACGAGGAUGUUAAGUUCGCCGAAAAUCGUUGGGCGGCCAACAAUGAGGCUGAGGCAGCCGAAGCUCCUGCCGCCCGGCCCGAGAGCCUCAUCAAGGCGCUGCUCUCGAGCAGCAGCAGCAGCAACAGCCUCUUCAUCAACAACAACAGCAACAACAACAGCAGCAACAACAACAGCAGCUGCAGCAGCAGCUGCAGCCAUUUCCUCAACAACAACAACAACAACAUCAGCAACAACAACAACAACAGCAACAACAACAACAACUUCAACAGCUACUGCAGCAACUGCAACAACCGGACAAUCAGCACAGUAAAUACAGCAACAAGCACAAGUCCGACAACAGUUGGGCCAACAACAUCCAUACGAAAUGACUCGUCGAUACGGAUCAUGGACAUUGGAGCGCCGGCUGCUGCAUAUGCGCAUCCGGAGGGACGCAACGAUCAGAGAUACGAGUGCAAUCUGUGCGACUUUCACACGAGCAGCAUGAACGUGCUGCUCAUCCAUCGUCGCACCCAUGUGGAGCUCAGCAGAUACGGCGGCGGAGGAGUUGGAGUUGGUGUUGGAGUUGGAGUUGGAGACGGUUGCAGCACAAGCAACAGCAGCAUCUACAGCAGCAGCAGCGGCGUCGGCGUCGGCGUCGGCAGCGCAAAUGUGCGUCAGCUGCUGAAGCACCAGCGGGCGACGCGCCGGGCCAAUACAUCGGCCAGCCGGGACACGUACUCCUCGUCGCUGUGGCGCUGCCAAUCCCGUCACGUCUCCAUUGUGGUCGAUGCGCCGCUCACGGACGAGGAACAGCGCCAGGUCGCGAGCAUAGCGCAGCUGACCUUGGCCAGCAUUGAGCGUGUGGUCAAGUCGCCGACGCAGGAGCUGAACAGAGAGCGGGAUCGGGAUCGGGAUCGGGCGCGGGCGCGUGCCCGAGCACAUCUGCCCAGGUCGACAAGGGAGCGGGAGAGGGAUCGGGAGAGGGAACGGGAUAGGGAGCGGGAUAGGGAGCGGGAGAGGGAGAGGGAGCGGGUUAGGGAUCGGGAUAGGGAGCGGGAGAGGGAGCGUGUUAGGGAUCGGGAUAGAGAGCGGGAGAGGGAACGGGAACGGGAGAGGGAUCGGGAUCGGGAGAGGGUGCGUCGACGGGAACACGAACGCGAUCUGCAGACACUUGACAGCGAGUGCUCCGCCGCGCUGCAGCAGCAUCGUCGCAGCACACAACUGAUGAGCGCGCGGGAUCCGCGCCGCAAGCGCUGCCAUCAGCUGCGCGCAACGAUGCCGGCGCCGCCGAUGCUGCCGCCGACGCCGCCAACGCCGCCCAAGGUGCGUCGCCUGACGCGCUCCAUCAGUCGGCAGCAGGAGCGCAGUCCCAGCUUGUCCCGCUCGGCAGCAGCCGAAACAGAAGCAGCAGCAGCAGCAGCAGCAGGAGGAGGAGGAGGAGGAGGAGGAGCUCAACUGGUGGCCUUGGUGUCGCCGCAAACGCCGCCGCCGCCGACGCCGGCGCCGAAGCUGACCAAGGCCAAGGCCAACAAGUCCAAGCUAAAGGGCAAGCCCAAGCCCAAAUCCCAGCCCAAUUUCACAUCGACGCCAAUCGUAAAGCGCGGACGCAAGCGUCACACAGAGGAGCAGCCGAAGACAGAGCUGGAAACGGAUCGGGAACGGGAACGUGAUCCAGUCAAGGGCGUGGCGGCCGCCUCGCGCGAACUGCAGCGCCGCCUGCUCGCCGAGUGGGGCGACUACGAGCAGGAGGAGCAGCCCGAGCUGAUCAACAAGCAAACCAACGGACAGCCCGCCGAGGCGACGCACAAGAAGCAGCAGCAGCAGCAGCAGCUGCAUCCCAAGCUAAUGCUGCCACGCGCCCAACCGCAGCCGCAGCCGCAACCGAAACCGCAACCGAAACCGAAACCGAAGUGUACGGUGGAGGACUACGCCGAGGAGGAGGAGGAGGAGGAGGAGGAAGAGAGCUGUGAGCCCGGCCCGUCCGGCAAGAUGCAGCUGGCAUCCGCCUCGAGCUCAUCCUCGGCGUCGAACUCAUCGAAACGCAUACGCAACAUACCAAAGAAGGAUCGGCGCGAUGUCGUGCUCCAGGAGUUCGAUACGGGCAACGAGCACAGCAGCGCUGCGCCCGAGGAGCCAAUCAUAAUACAGGACAGCGACGCCAGCUCCAACGAGAGCGUCGUCUUUGUCGAUUCCGCGGAGGAGCCACAGCAGCAGCAGCAGCAGCGGCGCCUGUCCAAGGUAGCUGGCCAAUUUAGGGAUCGCCAGGCCCAGGUCAAGGCUGGCGGCUCCUCGUGCUUUGACUUCGCCGAGGAGGAUGACGAGGUGCAUGCUGCACUGCAGCCGCCCUCCGCCCAGCCGGCGGAUGGCCAAAAUGGCCUCAGCUACAGGCGACGCACCAAGCCGCCACCGACGACGCUGACCAAUGGCGACGAGAAGCAGCGGGAACGGGAACGGGCACGGGCACGGGCCGAGCUCGAACCGGAGCCGGAGGCAGAGCUGCAGCAGACGGAGCAAUUCAAGGGCUUCAACGAGCAACAGCUCGUUGCCGAGGCCGAACUGGAUGCGGAUGUGGAUCAGGAGCAGCUCAAUCUGCCCAACAAAGAUCGACAGAAGCGCAUCUUCAAGUCGCGCAACAAAUCCCAGCAGGCGGCAGCGGACGAGCCGCCGCCGUCGACGCUCGAGGAGAAGCCUUCAACGACGUCGGCAGCGUCGGCAGCGACGUCGGCAGCGACGGCAGCAGCGACGGCGGCGGCAUUGGCAGCGUCUGUCUUCAUGGAGCACCUGUUGCCGAUGCACACGGAGCUGACGCUGCCGCCCCUCGAUCCCAGGCUGUCGAAUGGAGGCGGCGCCGGCGUCGUCGUCAACGAUCCGAGGACUGAGCGACGACGUCGCAAGUCCAAGGCCAAAAAGAAGAAGAAAAACAACAACAGCGAGGCCGGAGCAGGCGGCGAGGUUGGAGCAGGGGCCGGCACAACCACCAAGAAGAAGAAGAAGAAGAAGAGCGGCGACGUGCCGGGAGAGGAGAAGACAAAGACGAAGACGAAAAGCAAAAAGAAAAACAAGGCGAGCAGCAAGAAGGGCCAAAGCUUGCCAGAGGCAAAGCCGCCACAGCCAACGCUGCUGCAACCCAAACGGGAGCCGGAGCCGGAGCCGGAACAGGAGCCGGAGCCGGAGCCGGAGCUGAGCACUGCGCAAACCCUGCGCCAAUAUCCAGUCCAAUAUCCACUGCAAUAUCCAGGCCAAUAUCCAGGCCAAUAUCCAGGCCAAUAUCCACUGCAAUAUCCAGUCCAAUAUCCAGUCCAAUCCCAGAUGCCAAUCCACUCCCAACAUGUCCACGGCCACGGCCACGCCCAUUACUCCGGCAGCGGGCUGUUCUCGGCGGCAGCGGGAAGCAGCGCAGCGCUGCUGCACCUGAGCACGAACACGAACACGCACAGCAUCCAGAGCACGACGACGACAAGCAGCUCCUUCCUGCAGCAGCAGCACAGCAAUAGCAACAGCAACAGCAGCUCGAUCACAUCCAACAUGGCCGUCAUAUCGGCGGAGGAGGCGCACGAGCUGCACCGUUCGGCGCCGGCGCUGGCCGAGGAGGAGGAGUCGACAACGGCGACCGAAUCGAGCGCUGUUCUCAUACUGGAGGACAUACUGUUGCCCAAUCUCUACGAGCUGCCGGUGAGGCGCGCCAGUUCCGAUAACAGCAGUAGCAGCAGCGACAGCUUUGCCAGCAGUCGGAGUCAGCUGCGGGCCAGGCCGGAGGAGGAACGGGAGCGAGAACGGGAACGGGAGCGAGAAGAGGAGCGGGAAAGGGAAAGGGAACGGGAACGGGAGCGAGAAGAGGAGCUGGAACGGGAACGGCAACGGGAGCGAGAAGAGUUGGAGCAGCUGGAGCGGGAAAAAGAGGAAUAUGAACAUUUGCGUAAACUGGAGGAGUCACCGCCGGCCACAAGCUCCUCCAGCUUGGCCAACAGCCAGCCCUCAUCGCCGCUGACAGGCCUCCGUUUCGAGGCUAAACUAAAGAAGCGCGAACGGCAAAUGCUCCGCAAAUAUGAGGCGGAUAUGCGGACAAUCGAACGCAGCGCCGAAAUCUGUCGCAUUGCACGUCAGCGUUGGGCCUGUGCCCGCAGCAUGCACAAACCGAACCCGGACGAGCGGGCGCAUCUCCAGCGGCUGGAGAAGCUGCCGCUGCGUGCUCUGAUCCGUUGGGGCAAGCGGGCCGUCAGCUUGCAGCCGUCGACGGAGCAGGAGCUGCUGCCGCUGGCAACUGUUGCUGUGCGCCCCAAAUCCUGCAUGGCGCUGGCCAUGCUCCAUGACGAGGCGGUGGUCGCCACAGCCAGGCGACAACUGGAGCAGCUGCGCGAGAGGCGACGCACUGAAGCAGCAGCCAGUUCCAGUCCGGAGUCGCGACGACGACGCAGCCGGCCGGAGCCGGAGCCGGAGCAGGAGUCGGAGUCGGAGCCGGAGGAGCAAGCACCCCAGAAGGAGCAGGUGGCGGAGGGUCAGCAGCAACAGGAUGGCAAUACAGAAUCGCGCAUCUGCGCCGUUAUGACACGUCCGAUACCCGGCUACAACAACACCUUCAUGCUCUGCUCCCUGACGAACAACAACAACUUUACGCCGCUGAACAACGAGGCGCUGUAUCUGGAUAGCGAGAAUCAUUUGGUGCCCGUGCCGAUGCAGGCAUUGGCCGAAUCGCCGCGCCUGCCCGACGGACAUCCCUUGUCCGCCGUCUUUCUGCUCGAGGGCGAGGCCAUGGCGCAGGUGGUCCAGCCGGAGCAGCAGCAGCAGCAGCAGCAGCAGCAGCAGCAGGCUGUGGCGGCGGCGGCGGCGGCAGCGGCAGCAGCGGCAGCAGCAGCGUCGCUCAGCGCUGGCCAGGAGCACCAGGAGGUGCCCGCCGCGGCGGCCGCCAUGCUGGGCGGCAUGAUGACGCCCCUCAGCCAGGUGGCCGAGACGAUGACGCGAGGCGAACCCGAUCCCGAACCCGAACCGGAGGCUGACGAGGCCGAGGAGGAGGACGACGACGAAGACGAAGAUGAGGAUGACAACGACAACGACGAAGACGAAGAUGAGGAUGACAACGACAACGACGAAGACGAUGAGGAUGCGGAUGCGGAUGCGGCUGACGAUGAUGGGAAUGGGAAUGGAAAUGGGAAUGAUCAGCCGGAGCAACGGGAGCAGCAACGGGAGCAGCGAGUGACUGUUGCUCCGCCGCCGGCGCACGGUGAGAUCUAUCAGCUGCAGUCGAAUGUGCUGCAGCUGAGCGUGAAUGGCCACCAGCUGGAGCUGACCACCGAGGUGCUAAUGAACAUAGCCGAGCAGCAGGACGAUAUUGUUAUCGAAAUCGAUGGCGGCGGCCAGGCGAUGCUCCAUGCCAGCGACAUUCUGCAGGCGGCCAAAAACUAUCUGCAGGAGCGCGACCUCCAGCUGGUCAAUCUCGAGGAUAUGGCGCUCAAUGUGCAGCAGGUGGCGCCGCCGCUGCCGCCGCUGCCGCCGCCGCUGCCUACCGCGCCCCCGCCGCCCCCGCCAACGCCACCGCCGCCGCCGCCGCCAAAUGAUUUGCUGGCCGCGGCGCUCGCCGGCAGCGAUGUGAUCGACGCAGCCGUCGGACUGCUCCACAUUGAUACGCGCCAGCAGGCACUCGGCGUGGGCCUGAGCGUCGCCGCCGACGACGACGACGAUGUCCCUUGGCCCUUGGCCGCGGCAACGGUGCACCUGACGCCGCCAAUAACGGCGGCGCGAACAAACGAGACGAACGCUCUGCUGGAUCAGACGCCCAUCAUGUCCACGCUGGAGACUCCAAGCAGCAGCAGCAGCGGCGGCCGCGGCGGCCGCGGCGGCGCUGCAGGGCUGCAGCUGCAUCGGCGCGUCUCGCCGCUGAUCGAUGGCAGUCUGGAGGACAGUCUCGCCGUCAUCGGUGUGACCAGCCAUGGCAAUGGCAGCGGCGUGCCCACAUCUCUCGAGCUGCCCAUCACGGUCACCAAUCCGGCGAUAGCUCCGCCGCGAUCCGCUUCCGUCUCCGCCUCCGCCUCCGCCUCCAUCACCGCCGAUCUGGCCAAGUUUGUGUCGUUCCAGUAGAUCGGCCUGGCAGGCAGGCAGGCAGGCAGUUCCGACUGGC
Messenger RNA from Drosophila montana, 7298 nucleotides. RefSeq lists its product as uncharacterized. Gene Ontology annotation, cellular component: plasma membrane. The transcript has 5 exons. NCBI's taxonomy places the organism in Eukaryota, Metazoa, Arthropoda, Insecta, Diptera, Drosophilidae. The record is from RefSeq and is a predicted model, not a curated record. The coding region runs from base 908 to 7258 and encodes 2116 amino acids.